AUGGACUCCCCAACCGGCAACCAAGUGAAAAUCAGGGCAUCUAGCGACCCUUACUACGAUCUAGGAAGCUUUACUUUGCAGGUUUCAACACAGUCUGCAGAGGCUCAAACGUGGUUCAACCGGGCCUUGCUCUGGACCUAUUGUUUCAAUCAUGACGAAGCCAUCGCUUGCUACAAGCAGGCACUUGGCCAUGAUGAAAACCUGGCCAUUGCGUAUUGGGGUGUUUCUUUUUGCUCUGGGCCAAAUUACAACAAGACUUGGCGUCUGUUCGAUGAGAGAGACAAGCUUGACGCAAUUGCGGCCACCUAUAAAUACUCGCAGAUGGCUCAACGCAGGAUCAAGCACGCGACGGAUUGGGAGGCAGCCCUCAUACGGGCGCUUGAUAAGCGAUAUCCAUCCGAUGAUCCGACGAGAGACUUUAGUGUCUGUGAUGAAGCAUACGCCGAUGCCAUGCGUGAGAUGCAUCGGCGCUUUGGCGAUGGUGAUUUUGAUACAGUCACCUUGUUCGCCGAUGCACUGAUGAACUGCGCCCCGCGAAGACUGUUCGACUCUACCACUGGCCUUCCGAUAUCGAGCUCCCCAGUCUUUGAGGUCAAGGAAUUACUAGAGAGAAACUUGGCGCUGCCGGGCGUGGAAAAGCACCCUGGUGUUGCGCACAUGUACAUUCAUCUCAUGGAAAUGUCUGCCACGCCCGAGGCCGCGCUGAGAGCAGCUGACAUGAUACGCGACCAAGUGCCGGAUACCGGCCAUACCUAUCAUAUGCCUGCUCAUAUUGAUGUUCUCAUUGGCGAUUACCGACGAGCGGUAGAAUACAAUCUCAAGGCAACCACUGCAGACGACAAGUUCUUUCGAAAUAACGGUGGCUUGACGUUUUACAGCUAUUACCGGAUGCACGAUUAUCAUUCUCUCAUUUACGCGGCCAUGCUGGCUGGCAAAUCGCAAAUAGCGCUGUCGGCGACCACGCGAAUGGAAGCAGCCAUCACGGAAGACGUGCUCCGGGUUGAGACGCCUGCGCUGGCCGACUGGAUGGAGUUCUUCUUGGCGGUGCGGGUUCAUGUGUACAUUCGCUUUGGGAUGUGGGACGAGCUGUUGGCGCUCGGCCCAUUCGAGGACAAGCACCUGUACUGCGUCACCAACGUCAUGAGGCAUUACGGGAGAGCUAUAGCCUUUGCUGCGACGCGGCAGGUGGCCAAGGCAGACGAGGAGAGGGAGCGCUUCAAGGCGGCUUCCUCUCUCGUUCCCCCGACACGCCUGGAUUUUCCUAAUAAAAUCACUGACAUUCUCCACGUUGCGUCGGCCAUGCUGGACGGAGAGAUUGAGUAUAGAAGGCGUAAUUUUGACGUUGCCUUCCAAAGGCUUCGCGAUGCCAUUGCGCUCGAGGACAAGCUGCCGUUUGCGGAGCCGUGGGGUUGGAUGCUCCCGGCACGGCAUGCGUACGCAGCACUGUCCCUGGAGCAAGGCCACGUCGACCAGGCUCUGGAAGCCUAUGCCGAGGACUUGGGAUACGUGCCAACACCGGGACGCGCCCACCAGCACCCGAAUAACAUUUGGGCGUUGCAUGGGUACCACGAGUGCCUUGCGCGUGUCGGUCGCGACGCGGAAGCUGGGAUUAUCAAACGACUAUUGCUCAUUGCUGCGGCAGAGGCUGAUGUUGAGAUUACAUCGUCGUGCUUUUGCAGACUAGACUCGUCGUUUGGAUGUCAAGGCAAGAGUAAGAGCAACGGCUGCCACGUCACCGAGUGA
Beauveria bassiana ARSEF 2860 is the source of this 1743-nucleotide messenger RNA. Its product is annotated as tetratricopeptide repeat domain protein. Gene Ontology annotation, molecular function: protein binding. The transcript has a single exon. Bases 1 to 1743 code for a protein of 580 amino acids. The record is from RefSeq and is a predicted model, not a curated record. Lineage: Eukaryota; Fungi; Ascomycota; Sordariomycetes; Hypocreales; Cordycipitaceae. Gene Ontology annotation, cellular component: intracellular anatomical structure.